GAUACAAAAUUAUGGAUAAUAAUGGAAUAUCUGGGGGGAGGCUCUGCCCUUGAUCUAUUAGAACCUGGCUCACUCGAUGAAACCCAGAUUGCUACAAUAUUGAGGGAGAUACUCAAAGGACUUGAUUACUUGCAUUCAGAAAAGAAAAUCCAUAGAGAUAUUAAAGCUGCUAAUGUAUUGCUAUCUGAACAAGGGGAAGUAAAGCUAGCAGAUUUUGGAGUAGCAGGACAACUAACAGAUACACAGAUAAAGAGGAAUACCUUUGUGGGAACACCGUUUUGGAUGGCACCUGAAGUAAUAAAGCAAUCAGCGUAUGAUUCAAAGGCAGAUAUCUGGUCAUUAGGCAUAACAGCCAUAGAACUUGCAAAAGGAGAGCCACCUCAUUCAGACUUGCAUCCCAUGAAGGUUUUGUUCCUCAUUCCUAAGAACAAUCCACCAACACUGGAAGGAAACUUCAGUAAAUCCCUCAAAGAAUUUGUCGAGGCCUGCUUAAACAAGGACCCAAGCUUUAGGCCUACUGCAAAGGAGCUCUUAAAACACAAGUUUAUUCUACGAAACUCAAAGAAAAUUUCCUACCUGACUGACCUUAUUGAUAGGCACAAGAGAUGGAAGUCUGAACAAAGUCACGACGAAUCCAGUUCUGAUGAUUCAGAUACUGAACCAGAUGGCCAGGCUUCAGGUGGGAGUGAUUCAGGAGAGUGGAUCUUUACAAUAAGAGAAAAAGACCCCAAGAAUCUAGAAAAUGGAGCAGCACAGCCUUUGGAGUUGCAAAGAAAUAAGGAAAAGGAUAUCCCAAAGAGGCCUCUAUCCCAGUGCCUGUCUACAGUUAUAUCCCCUUUAUUUGCAGAGUUGAAAGAGAAGAGUGAAGUGUGUGGUGGAAACACCGACUCCAUAGAAGAGCUGAGAAAGGCCAUUUACUUGGCUGAAGAGUCGUGUCCGGGCAUUGCAGAUAACAUGGUGUCACACCUUGUGCAGAGGCUUCAGAGAUACUCGCUAGCUGGAGGAAGUACCGCGUCCUACUGACGUGCUGCUCCUGACUUUUCUAAGACAGCAGAGAUCCCCCGGUGUCCGCACCGAAGGCGCGCACCCUAAUGUCGUUCUGCCCCUCGGUCACCGGAACAGGAGGGACGUUCCGAAAUGUGCAAGAGUAAAGUCUCUCGGGUGGAGGCGGUCUCUUUCAGCUCCUUAAAGCUAUUAUUUUUUGUAAUGAUAAUGCACAUAUUCCAGGGAGGUGUCUUUUUGUAAAAUCUGAAAUGUAUAUUUAGGUUUGUGAUAGAGAAAUUGAAGAUAUUGAGAAACCUCAGGUAUCCUGCUUUAAGAAUUCCACUGGGAGAUGGAGUAUGUUUGUUGGAAUUGUGUACAGAUGUGUAUAUAAUGUCUUUUUUUAAUCUGAAAGCCUUUCAACGUGCAUAAGGAAUCACUGUGUACAAAAUGGUAAAGUGCUUCUGUAGAUACCGUUAGUGGGGUAAAUAUCUGACAGGCCAUAACUGAGUAUUGCCUUGCCUUUAUUACGUGUACCUUUU
Eurypyga helias (sunbittern) is the source of this 1523-nucleotide messenger RNA. RefSeq names its product serine/threonine kinase 24 (gene STK24). The record is from RefSeq and is a predicted model, not a curated record. Lineage: Eukaryota; Metazoa; Chordata; Aves; Eurypygiformes; Eurypygidae. The coding region runs from base 22 to 1023 and encodes 333 amino acids. The transcript is spliced from 9 exons. Gene Ontology annotation, molecular function: protein kinase activity; ATP binding. Gene Ontology annotation, biological process: protein phosphorylation.